GCACAGAGCACCACCUUUCCACGCUGCUGUAUCGGUCGCUUCCACCCACUGAGAUACACAUCCAACACGCCCGCUCUUCACGUCAGUCCGCAACGUCAGAUUGUGCGUGUUGCUCUGUAUCGGUGGGCGUAGGUUUGACCGGCUUUUCAGAGGCAGACACAAUGAGCCCUCGGAUGAUGUAAAGCAUGCAUGUGGGGCUGGAGGCACGGGCACGUUUUGGCAGUAUAGUUUUUUGCUUUUGUUUUAUAUAAUUUCGAGCACACAUAUCGACAAGACUUUGUGACGGUAUAGGGAUAGCUGGAAAAGUCGGUUCAACGAGUUCGUCUGACAUAACGAAGUCGAAAUCUCUGGCUCGUCCCCUUCGAAAACAAAACAACAUUUUACAAAGGACUUGCUAAAGUCAACGACAUAAAACAAGAAUGUCGAUGGUUGCGUAUUCAGAUUACUUAGCCGCCGAAUGUCUGAUGUCGAUCUCUAGCGGUCCCGUCCUACACCGACCCACCCCGGUUGUACCCGCCGCCCAGCCCCCUCCCCAGGCCGUUCAUCCUGGGGAGCCCGAAGGGUCGAACGAGGACAGGGAGGUGCGCGAGACGCUGAGACUGGAAGGGGCCAACAUGAUGACGGUGGCCGGGAUCCUCACGGACCUCCACGGCAAGUUCCGGUCCAUGUCGGCCUACUCGGAGAGCAGCAACUCCUCAUGUGGGGAGAGCGGCUACACCACGUUGUCUGACUCAACUACCCCAACCAUGACCCCCUCUGCUACUCCAAUUCCUGGACAGUACAAUGCUACUCAACAGCAGUGGGGAGGAGGGACGCCUCGGUCCCCAGUAAAGCGGCAUCAGUGCAUUUACGACGGCUGUGACCGAGUUUAUGGAAAAUCAUCUCAUCUGAAAGCCCAUAUCAGAACCCAUACAGGUGAACGACCCUUUCCCUGUAUCUGGCCCGACUGCCAGAAAAAAUUUGCCCGUUCGGACGAGCUGGCUCGCCACACGCGCACACACACAGGCGAGAAGCGCUUCCUGUGCCCGCUGUGCGACAAGCGCUUCAUGCGCAGCGACCACUUGAUCAAGCACGCCCGCCGCCACCCCGACUUCCAGCCGUCCAUGCUGGGCCGCAAGGCCUCAUCCCCUGGGGGACAGGGGGCGUCCAGCCCCGCCAUGGGCCAGUAGAGUGCAGGGGACAGUGGGUUCACUCCCACGUCUAGGGCUGGGGUCAGCAAGGGUAACAGGGAGUGGUCCUAACCAAAGGUCCUAACCAAUCAGAUCCACUAGCCAGGCCUGUCUGUCACAACUCCCCACACAACAGUAUCUAGGUGGGGGCACGUUCACCACCCACCCCGACGGAUGAAGACGACACCAGUCUCAACGCUCAACUAAUACUCAAAACCUUUAACUGAAAAACACAUGCAGGGAAUUCUCAAUGUCUUCACUCCUCAGUCUCAGCACACGCAUCAGCCAAAUGUUUUCCUUCCUUUCUCGGCUUAUUUUAGAGAGAUGGUGCUCCAUGCUUUUUUACUGUGGCUGUUUCCUUUCUUGCUAGCGCCAUUUUGUGAUAUUUAACUAGAGGCGUAGAGAGGCUGAGGUCAACUAAAAGUGUAGCAGCUUUGCUGAUGACCUGUCCUCAGUUUCAAGAGGUUGCACAUUCCAUGCAUUUUUGUCGUUGGAAAUUAGUUGGCUUAGUUAUAAAUAAAUAAAAGUUUUUGUAAUAUCGUAUAUACUGUAUUAUAAUUUUAAAUGCUGGUCAACUUAACUUUCAGUAAUGAUGAUGAAUGGUUUAAACCGCUGAAGACUAGCUGGUUACACACCAUCCUUAUUCAUUCUAGAUCAACUUUUCUUUUUACUCUCCAUGAAACCUUGACGAAUGAUACACGUAAUAUUACGUCCGUUACGGAUGCAAAUGUAUAUAACCUUUAACCUUCUAUUGUAGAGAAUAUCGUGAACAAAUAUUAGAGAUAGUAAUACUUGUGAUGAAUUGUAGUCCUUAUAUUAGGGGUGACAGACUACACACUUGGAUAGGAUAGCGCUGCCUGUGAGUAAGCGUGUGUCUCUAAUUACAUUUUGUUAGAGAAAGAGAAGACACGUUCUACCGUUUCCACUUGUCUGUCCAUCUAAAUGGACAUGAUUACUUUAUCUCAGUGAACAACACUUCAGGAAAUUCAGAAAGCCUUAAACUAUUUCAUACUUAUUUUUGCACCAUGUUUACAGUUUGAAUCAUUUCUACAGGUUUACGCCGACUCGUCGGCACAUUACAAAUAAAUACACUUAUGCAAUAUACCACUUUUAACCAGAGGUUGCUUUUAAUGCUACUUGGCUAAUUUGUGUGAUAGGUUUUCACUGUGUUAAUAUGCUUCUACAAUAGAACACUGUGGAAUUUGAUAAAGAUACACGUGAUCUUAUUAUAACCAAUGGUUAGGUUAGUCAGACACAUUUGUCCAAGUGCUUUAGGAAAGUGCGAUAAAGGAUAGAUUGGGGUUAUUAUGUGUCUGUUUUUUUAAACUGUUUCUUUGCUGAGCAUAAUGACUUGGUUCUAUGUAUGUGGCUUUUCUCAGACACUAUGCUCUCAGAGCCUUGUUAUAAUUGUAAUUUCUUCCACAGAAAGAUUGAAUUGCGUGACUAAGGCACCUCUCUCGUCAUACAGUCCCUCCAAUAUUUUCCUUCUCUGUCUUUACUAACCAACUGACUUUAAUGGAUCAUUCUUGCUGAAUCAUUUGGUCACUGUUAGUUACAUUGUAAUGGGAUGUACCUGUUUUCAACUUUUAUGUUGAAAUGUUUUUGCCAUUUGUACACAUUUUCACAAGUUCUUAUCUGUUUACAGCUCUUGGUAACUGCUGGCAGUUAUCGAACAAAAAUGGACUACUUCAAACCAAGCCACAAUAUGACGUAGUGAAAGUGUUUGCUAUGUUUUCAAAUGAAUUGAAAAUUCAUUCUUCAUGGAUGUCAUCAUUUUCCAAAUGUAUUUGUUUAAUUUUCUGGCAGCAAGUCUGCCUCGCGCCAAAUUUAUGAUUAUUUCACACAAAGGGUAAGAAUUUACCUCGCAAUGUUUGUGUGAUACUUGUCUUCCCUUGGAAAGCAGUUGGACAAAAAGGGGAUCCAUUAAGAAACUCACCUUUAAUCAUGAAACGCUUCUAAACACAAUCAAGCCUUAGGUUUGAACUUCCUGUGUUCUUCAAGUGACAACUACACUCUGCCAGGGAAACAAACAUCUCUUUAGUUGUCUUGUCUAUAUUCUUGAUGUAUGCUCCAUGUACAGAGUUUUGACUGUGCUUAACACUUUUUCCAUAGUAUAUUACGUACCUGUGGUGUUUCAAUAGUGCUGAUCAUCAAUUUUUGCAUCUCACAAGUGUUCAGUAUGUAUCACUACCCUUCAUGUUGCACAAUGCUACUUAGAUCAGUUUAGUCUGGACCUACUGCGGUACAUUUUGUAACACUUCCUUUCGGUGGUACCUACAUAAGGACUUAACCCAUUCAUAACACAUUCAUAAGUAGUACAUGAACAAUUAAUAACCCAUUCAUAACACAUUCAUAAGUAGUACAUGAACAAUUAAUAACCCAUUCAUAACACAUUCAUAAGUAGUACAUGAACAAUGCAUAAAUGCUUAUGUUAACAAGUUGAUAUUUCAGUUUUGUCACUAUUUGCAGUUAACAAACGUUUAUGCAAUAUUCAUUAACUGCUUAAAUGUGUACUGUAUGGGUUAUAAAGUGCUUAUGUAGGUUCCCUUCAGAUAAAGUCACCAAUAACUCAAUUUACAUUUUACAAACCACUAAAUCUGGCUGGGGGGGAGGGGGCAUAACCAUAUCUCAAACAAUUUAAUUAAUUGCGCUAAACACCUUAUAGAGCAUACUAUGCUAAUUGUUUUCCACUGUACACUAUAAUUAAACAAAUCUACACAGCUGCAUUGUUUGUUUAAGAACCAAUAUUUUUAGAAUUUUGUUAAGCCAAAUUUUUUACAUCGAUAACUGUUUUAAGAAACCUCUUAUUUGAGCUUUGGUUACGUAGAUAAGAGGACCUGUGGAACUAAUUGAGAAAAUGCUCCAACUUGUUCUUUGAUAUUUAUACUCUCAGGUGUCUUUUAAACAUUUCUUCCAUAUUUCUUGUGCAACACCCAAGUGUAAUCAUGUAUUGUUGCUAUUAUUUUUAAGGAUUAAUUUAUUACGAUUUAUAAUUUGCGUGGUUUAAUUCAUUUUUCCCAUAGCUUAUUAUUUUGUGAUAUGGAACAUAUACUAAUAAUUUGGUUCCAUUGUUUGACACAGACUGCCAGUACUUUUUCAUAAUAAAUAAAAACCUCAAGUUAAA
Molecule: messenger RNA, 4293 nt
Organism: Oncorhynchus tshawytscha (Chinook salmon)
Lineage: Eukaryota; Metazoa; Chordata; Actinopteri; Salmoniformes; Salmonidae
Exons: 2
Coding region: 420-1169 (249 amino acids)
Biological process (GO): regulation of transcription by RNA polymerase II
Molecular function (GO): DNA-binding transcription factor activity, RNA polymerase II-specific; RNA polymerase II cis-regulatory region sequence-specific DNA binding
Source: RefSeq, a predicted model, not a curated record